ACCUAUCCCACAUCUCCUGCAAAUUCACAUGGAUUUUUCCAGCCCCAGAAAUCAAGCAAGGAAUACUUCAUCACUCGUUCUUGCCCAAGCAGGGAGGUGGCCCAGAAAACACACAAAAUCCAGCCGAUCACUUGUCCACCAAGCCAAGUUCAUGGACGAAUCUAUUCUUCUCCUCUGUUUUACCUCUUGAUCUCUGAACAUGCAAAUGACUCUAGUAUAUAUAUAUAAGGCCACUGGCACCAACACAAAGACCACCAGCAGAAGCAUUUCGACUCAGCGCAUCACAUUUAGCUCAGGGAGAUCAAGAAGAGCCGCAUCCAUGAACGCCGCCAGGGGCAUCAACCGCACGUAUGAGGAGUACGACCCCACCGUCGAGUGGAGCCGCGCCGCGGAGGCCGACACCGUCAAGAUCUCCCUCCCAGGGUUCAAGAAGGAGGAGUUACAGGUGGUGGUCGACAGCCACGGCCACAUGCAGGCGCGCGGCACGCGGCCGGUCGCCGGCACCAGGUGGAGCCGCUUCCAGAAGGACUUCAAACUUCCGCAAAACUGCAACGUCGAUGGCAUCCGCGCCAAGUUCGAGAACGAGACGCUCACCAUCACGCUCCCCAAGAAGAGCCCCUCGCCGCAGGCGGUGGCCCCGGCGCCACCGUCCGUGCCGGAGCCAAGGAGGCCGGCGAAGGCGCCUCCGCAGAAGCCCCCGCAGGCGCCUCCUGAGCCGCCAAGGCCUGCGCCAUCCUCGGUGCCGGCGAAGCCGUUGGUUCCUGCUACUUCACGGAAGCUGCAGCCUGCCCCUUCCCAGAAGCAGCCAGCCCAGCGCAGGCCGUCGGCUCUCGAGCCGGCGCCAGCGGUGCCCGCGCGGCUGCCCUCCGUGCCGACACCGGCGCCGGAGGUGGAACCCCCGAAGACGUACAACGGCGGCGCUGCAAUCACGAAGCCCGAGCCGGUGGCCGCCAUCCCGAAGCCGAAGGAGCAGGAGCAGGUGAAAGAGGCCAAGAAGCCGUCGUUGGAGGAGGAGAAACGGAUGGAGAGGGAGGCGAUGGGGAAGAUGGGGGAGGACAGGAAGGCGAUACAGGAGAAGGAGAAGGAGGAGGAGAAGGCCAAGGAGGAGGCGGCAGUGAUGGGAGAGAUGGACAUGGCGCGCCGGCCUAGGCCGAUCUCCGCGAGCCGCGGGAUGCUGGUGAACGUGGCGGUCGCGGUGGUGGUGCUCAUCGGGAUCACCGUCUACGUGUGGCACACCCUGCGGAACGCCACCGGUGGCGCCGGCGACCACGGGGAGCUAGGAUCCGGGAGCAACGGCGACGAGAUGUGAGCAAAUCGCAUCCACUCUGGGUAUUGAGGUGUGACGGUGUGAGUACACACUAAACUGGCGAGUAUAUAUACACGUACGAGGACAAGUACAUAUAUGCGUGGUAUUUGUUAAUCGUCUGGUGUUACAGAUUAAAGACAUGUCAUUUGCUUGGUUGAUCGAUUUGAUGGAAUAAGAUGAUGAACAGAUACCUU
Messenger RNA from Phragmites australis (common reed), 1500 nucleotides. RefSeq names its product inactive protein RESTRICTED TEV MOVEMENT 2-like. The coding region runs from base 200 to 1309 and encodes 369 amino acids. The transcript is spliced from 2 exons. NCBI's taxonomy places the organism in Eukaryota, Viridiplantae, Streptophyta, Magnoliopsida, Poales, Poaceae. The record is from RefSeq and is a predicted model, not a curated record.